This is a messenger RNA of Leguminivora glycinivorella, 701 nucleotides long. It is a transcript of the gene mRpL23, whose product is annotated as probable 39S ribosomal protein L23, mitochondrial. NCBI's taxonomy places the organism in Eukaryota, Metazoa, Arthropoda, Insecta, Lepidoptera, Tortricidae. The transcript is spliced from 3 exons. Gene Ontology annotation, biological process: mitochondrial translation. Gene Ontology annotation, cellular component: mitochondrial large ribosomal subunit; ribosome. Bases 186 to 638 code for a protein of 150 amino acids. Gene Ontology annotation, molecular function: structural constituent of ribosome. The record is from RefSeq and is a predicted model, not a curated record.
GUGUCAAACUUUGUAGGUUAUAAUCCAUUUUCGCAGUUCUGAGCUAUUAAUAAUCAAAAUAAUUCAGAAAUCCUGAUUACAUUCUAAUAUUUGUUAUUAAUUAAGAGAUAUUUUUCAGCUCGUUUAGUUUUUAAAAUUUGCGAGUCUUUAAUUUAUUAACAAUUUGACUGAUUGAGUCCAUAAAAAUGUCCACCCGGUGGUAUCCACUAUACCAAAGAGGGAAUCCCCAGUUGAGAGUAUUUUUACCAAACUUUUGGAUGAAACUUGUUAAACCUCAUUUGAAGCAGCUACCUAACAUAGUUCAUUUUCAAUGUUCUAUGGAAAUGACGAAGCACGACAUUAAAAAUUAUUUGGAGAAGAUUUACAACGUCCCAGUUGCUGAUGUCAGAACAAAGAUUACCAUGGGGAAGUUUAGGAGGGAUGUGGGAAAGGGAUACAUUAUAAAAGAUGAUGAUAUCAAAUAUGCCUAUGUCACCCUGCGAAAAGAUAUGAAAUUCAAGUACCCCCAGCUAUUUGUGGAUCAAAAGGAAGCCGAGAAUGAGGAUGCAAAAUCUUUGGAUGAAGCCAAGAAAACCUUCAAAGGGUAUUUGGAGCGGAACAAGGACAGAUCUGAUGUUCCAAGUUGGUUCUCUAUAUAAAAUGUACUACAGAAAUAUUAGUUUUUAUUAGAAUAGGAUGUGUAAAUAAACAUUAGAAAUGUA